Messenger RNA from Rubroshorea leprosula, 620 nucleotides. NCBI's taxonomy places the organism in Eukaryota, Viridiplantae, Streptophyta, Magnoliopsida, Malvales, Dipterocarpaceae. The record is from the annotation of a GenBank genome assembly.
UGCCUUUUAAUGUAAUUUUGACAAGGAAAGAAAGACAUUGACAAAAGGCACCGCCCAGGUGGUGUCAUUUAUGUUCAAUCCCUCCAAAACGUCUUGGUUUCCAAGUGUCGCUCUCAACCCUCAAACUUCAAUCCUCUCCUUUCUUCUGAAGUAUUCACCUUUCUUCUGAAGUCUUCACCCCCAAACAGGUUUUCCUUAAAAGCCAAAAGCUUUGCUACCAUUUGGAUCAAGUAUCCCAUUUUCGGGUCCGUGAUAGCCUGAAGUCUUCGAGAAAUGGCGGACUGGGCACCGGUGUUGAUCGGGGUGGUGCUAUUCGUGCUGCUGUCGCCCGGACUUCUGUUGGAGUUCCCGGGCAAAAGCCGGUACCUGGAGUUCGGUGGCAUGAAUACCAACGGCAAGGCCAUCGCCGUUCACACACUAUUUUUCUUUGUCAUUUAUGCUGUGUUAAUCCUCGUCGCCCACAUGCACAUCUACACCGGCUGAGACUGUUCGAGGUCUGUGCAGUGUAAGCGAUUGAGCUUCUAAUAAGUUGAUGUUGUAUUGCUUGCUUAAUUAGGAUUUGAAUGUUAAAGCAAACAUCUUUUCUUCUUCAUUUGUGUGAAUGAAAUCGUUAGUUUUGC